ACUAAAACCAAAGUCUGCGGUACGCGGGUACGAAUAAUUUACUUGGGUAGCAUGAUGGAAGGGAAUAGUAGUGUAGGCUGCACUGACAAGACUCGCACUCUUGGCAUGACUUCAGCCAUAAGCCUGGCAGCGCCCAAACAUCAGGACAAUGUCAAGACUGCUGAACUGGAAGCCUAUCUCAAGGAGGCUGGAAUGUUCGAGACAGAGGAAGAAUUACAACACAGAUUUGAAGUCCUUGGGAAGCUCAACACUUUGGUAAAGGACUGGAUACGUCAAGUUAGCCUGGACAAGAACAUGCCAGAACAGAUUGCGGACACAGUGGGCGGGAAGAUCUGCACGUUUGGCUCCUACAGAUUGGGAGUUGCUGGGAGAGGUGCAGAUAUUGACGCUCUGUGUGUGGCUCCACGACACAUUGAGAGACAAGAUUACUUCACUUCCUUCUAUGAUAUUCUUAAGGAACAGCCUGAGGUUACAGAACUCAGAGCUGUUGAAGAUGCGUUUGUUCCAGUAAUCAAGAUGAAGUAUGAGGGCAUUGAGAUAGAUUUGCUGUUUGCCAGGCUUGCACUGAAGGAAGUUAAGGAUGAUGUCAACCUAAUGGAUGAUCAGAUUUUGAAGAAUUUGGACGAGAAAUGCGUUCGUUCUUUGAACGGCUGCCGCGUGACAGACGAGAUUCUCAACCAGGUGCCGACCAGGAACAGCUUCAGACUCGCACUGCGCGCCAUUAAACUCUGGGCUAAACGCCACGGCGUGUACAGCAACGUGCUAGGUUACCUGGGCGGCGUGUCGUGGGCGAUGCUGGUCGCUCGCACCUGCCAGCUCUACCCCAACGCCGCCGCCAGCACCCUCGUCGAGAAGUUCUUCCUGGUCUUCAGUAAAUGGGCGUGGCCAGCUCCCGUUUACCUCAAGCAACCUGUCGACCCUAAAUUAGGAUUUAAGGUGUGGGACCCUCGCGUCAACGUCCAGGACAGAUUCCACCUGAUGCCCAUCAUCACCCCCGCAUACCCAGAACAAAACUCGACCUUCAACACCUCAGUUAGCACGCGCAAUGUGAUGGUGGCAGAGUUCCAAGCCGGCCUUCUCACCACAGAGGACAUUAUGCUCAAUAAGGCGCCUUGGGACUCGUUAUUCCAACCUCCAAACUUUUUCUCCAAGUACAAACACUACUUGGUGACGAUAGCGUGUGCUCGCACCCCAGAAGAUCACCUUGAGUGGUACGGUCUUGUCGAGUCCAAAAUUCGUCACCUCAUCUCGAGUUUAGAGCACAACCCUUCGAUCAGCACCGUGCACAUCAACCCAGCUGGUCUCACGUCCAUUGAUGAGGAGUAUCACAAUAAACCACACACCGUAUGGUUCUUAGGAGUCGACUUCAAUAAGCAACACAAUGCCAACAUAGACCUUACAAGCGAUAUCAACAAAUUCGUCGAAGUGGUAUACAAGCACAGCACGGCAAGCAAAGCGUACAAGGAUGGUAUGGAGGUGAACUGCAAGUAUGUUAAGCGGAAACAGCUCACAAAUUAUCUCUCGGCCGAGACUCUAGAGAAAUACAAGAGUAAAUAUCCUCUCAAUUCCUCAAGUUCAACUUCCAACAAUAACUCAACAGCUUCUUUUGACAAUUCCUCUAACAACAUCAGCACUGAAGAGCCAUCAUCUUCUGACCAGGUGGUGGAAGGCGUUACUGGUGGGAAGCGCAAGAGCACAAGCGGCGAGAUCCCCGCCCACGAAGCUGAAGCCGCUUCUGUCAACUCUAAGCGGAUCAAAACAAAGCAACAGUUCACACUGAUCAUCAAGAGUAGCAGCAGCAACCGAUUUGGCAGUAAUGGGAGCGAGAACCAUCGUAACAGACGGGCUAAUCAAAACAUCUCCACAUCCGUAAACCAUGUAACAUCAUCGCUUAGUUCCAGUUCACAUCACGGCGCAGUUGAUUAUUGUAGAGGGUGGCCAAAACUGCCACCAGUUUCACACGAUCUCAAUUCUAGGCAACACAAUCGUAGCAGCAAGCACGGCCUCAACGCAAGUCGGCGAUCACGUUUCGGCGCCAACAAGUCCAAAGAGUCGGAGGAGUUGGCUCUUGAGUUCCAGAAUCGGGAUAAAUCCCAUGCACGUGCUAGUUCAAACCAAAACAUUAAAGGCAGAAGUGACAAAAAUAAUUACUGUUAUAAGAAUUCUGAUAAUAACUAUGCCAACGAAAGGAAAUCCGGAAAUGGUAGGAGUGAAAACCCAAACAUGAAUGAAAUCACAUCCAGUCAAAGCAUCGAUUACCCUGAGAACUCGGAACAGUGUUCUAAUCUCGAUGAAAAAUUGCAAGGAAAAGUUCUUCAGAACAGUAAUAAUGGAUCGAAUAUGAGUGCCAUGACACAUACCAGUGGUAUGGAGUUUGUAGACCAUGAGGCCUUGUACCGACAAACUGAGGGCAGAAUAGAUUCAUGCGACCCCAGGCGGGGCGAGCAGCAGCAGGAAACGGAAGCAAGAACUUUAAUUAAUGGCAACACACGAAGCCUGCCCGACCAAACUCUGGCUGGUAUGACAGAACCGAAAGUCGGUGUUGCUGCUGGCACUGAGAUUGAUUUUCAUGUUCUGGCCGCUUAUUGUGGCAUGGUUCAAAACUCCAUGCUGCAACAUCAGUUUCAACAACAGUAUCAAAACCAAAUGCAGCAUCCGCAUUAUUCUAAUCAAAUGCUUCUGAAUCACGAGCGUGAUCACUUGGAACAUCUUUUCAACCUUGAACUACAACACAACCAGCAGCAACAGCAUAUGAAGGAGCAGCAGAGAGCGCAAGAGCGCUUCAUGUACGGUCCAGAACCCUUUGAUUUGCAUCGCCAACAAAAUUAUGGACAAUCGUAUCAACGUCAACACCACGACGAACACAACUUUAUGUUCAUGCGAGACUCUGAACUCGGGUACCAGUCUCGGGAGCAGGUCACUGAUCCUCUUUACCUCAGUCGCAGUCACCAGCAACAGAUCAACCAGAAUAGAUGUAGCAUGGAAGCUGUUGCGUUGAAGUUAUCCAACGCUUAUCCAAAUGGCUUCACAAAACGCGAUGCAGCAGAUUGUGCUGCUGACACCGCGACCUCCAGUGGAAAGAAAACAGCUAGUGUUUCGAAUAAUUGUAAUAAUAAUGAUAAGGAUAAUAAUAAAAAAGUAUCUGCGGUCCACUCAGGCAAGUUGCACAGAAGAAAAAGUUCUAAUCCUGAUGUUUCAGCAAUCCCGGCAAGUGCCAGUCUCAGUAGGAGUUCAAAACCUCAAAAUCAUGGCACAAGUGCUAAUCAGAAAUGCAAUCUUAAAGUCAGUAAAAUUGCUAAGUCUGGGAACGAACAAGAUAAUUUCGAAACAGAAAAGCGUCAAAAAGUUGUCGAGUCUUCUCAGUUGACAGUAUUAAAUGAAAAUUGUGCUCCCAAACAGAAUGAACCUCUCUCAUGUUCCCAUCCUUCUCUAGAUGUAAUGAUAGAGAAACUGGAAAUUUCGUCAGAUGCAGGGUCAAGUUUACAAAAUAAUUAUUCCCCAAUUAUGGAUGAUCCUACCGGUAAGGCACUGCCGAAUCUUGAUGCUGGUGAACGCUUGCCUCGUUCUGCAGCUUGCGGUUCAUCUGAAAAAAUACCCGAGACCGUGGCUAAUGUCCAGCGGAGAAAUAGCAUUGAAGUGUUUGAAGAUGUCCCUGAUCCCACUAUCCAGCCCACGGUUGAUUGUAACAAUAACAGUCCAUCGACGAUGAACAAAGUAAUUGCGAGUUCAAGCAACAGCAGCCGCAAGUCGAUGUUAAAGGAUUUGCUCUCUUUCAAGUUCACGCUAGUAUCAGCCGCGGUGCCAGCUAAGGAUGCUUCAUGUUGUCAGGGUAGUGGCACGAGCGCGAGUUCCUCAAAACCCUCAGAGGGUUUACGAUCUGCUGUGUCAAAAGAGGAAGUUUCUCCCAGCCCUGGCCCUGACGGAGAAGUUUCGGGUAAGGAAUCAAAGUCGAACGCUAACGCCGUAAAACAUUCCACCAAAUCCAAGGGCUGUUCUAAAUCACCUCUGAAACGCAUGUCCCGAAAAGCGUUAUCUUGUGAUCAAAUGUCAUCCCUGCAGGUCUGUGAACCUCAUCUACAAGCAUCGAUGCCUUCAUUGGAGAACGGGAGAGGAAUUUCUAAAGUGAAGGAAGAAUCUAAAUUGCAAAUGCGCAAAGAGCAAAUUGCCAAUAGUCGUGAGCAAUUAAAUUCUAAGACAUCAUCGACCUCAAUUUCGUCCCCAUGUGUGGCCAAUGCAGGCUCCCCUCAUGCUUCUCAGUUGCCGUCUCAGGGCUUACCGUCGACCACGUCUGUACCCAGAACUUCUUGCGAUGCAUUAAUGUUUCAUGGAGGUCAUCAGUUGGACCAGAAAACUAUAGAUUCACUUGCGUUCGCCCAUCAUCUGAACCCUGGUAUAUUCCCUCAGAACAUAUUAACCGAAUGUAAUGGGUAUCCCAUCGCUUCACACCAAUCCGUACACCCAUUGAUUAAUAACCACCACGGUAUUCCACCUGUGGCAUCUAAUCACUUCACGAAAUCGCUGCUACAAAUACAGUCUUCAAACGCUAAUGCCAUUCGGAUGCCGGCAUAUCCGCUGCCAAUUCCUGGGCAUCCGAAUUUUCACGCCCCUCAGGCAGCCUUCAUGGCGGCACCUUUCCAUCCGCUAGGCGUGCCUUCAUUUCAUCACUAUACCGGGGAACCUUUAUAUCCUGUCCUACCUCCUUCACUUGCAUAUCCUGGUGCCUAUCCUUGCCCUCUUCUACCUUCCCAGUACCCAUCCUUACCUUUGUCGUCUGGAUCGUUACUUCAUCCUUCAUUGAUGAACAAGGCGCCUGGUAACGGGCGAAUGAUGGGAGAUUUGUCGGCGUCAAUCUCCAACCUUGUUAUCGACUCUACUCGUAAUCCUUAUGACCGAAACAAUAACAGUGAUGCCUUGAGUGAAGCCAGCUCAAAGAAACAAUCUGCCUGCGGUAAGCAUAAGAAAAGUUCUAAUCAUGCGUCGUGUAAACACAAGAGUGCAGACAAUAGAAGAUGCAGGGAUAGGAAUCUUAGAGGGAGCGACAGCACUCAAAGUUCUUGCAGUUUGAAAGUCUCAGGCAAAUCGAUUAGAAAUGAACCUCCUUCAAAUAGUACCGCAGUUAAAACGGACGGAGAGAAUUACAACACAGAUAGCAGCAGUUCUAGGAGCAUAAAAACGUUCACCGCUGGAAACGAUAUCAGACGUGAAAUCACCCCGAAUCAGCCUCAGUCGUGCUUGCAUCCAGCAGCUCUGCAGGAAGACGGAAAAAGUUCGUCUCAAGUGCAAAAACCUAAGGACGUUUGCAGCAAUAAAGGAGAUUUUCUCGUUCCUUGCUCCUUCGUUAUCCAUAAUUCUGAAGCCAACUCUACAAUACCUCCUAGCAAUAUUAUUGCAAACUCAGGGGCAGCGAAGAAUUCUCUAGUGGUGAAAUCACAGGCUGAAGAUUCUUCUGUAGGUAAUCUCAGUGUGCCGUUGAAUCACGUCCCAGUUAGUCAUGCCGUAUUUAGGAACAUGAAUAGUGUUUGUGCUAUAACGCCGCCCUCUUCGCCUCUCAAGAAAACUUCCUCUAGCCUUUCGCUAUCAUCUCACCAUGAAAAUGGACAUGCAUCUCUGGAUAUGGAAGAACUUGCCACGACCAAGCGCAAGAAUUCUCGACACCAUCAUACGCAUUCACAAAACAUCAAGAAUGAAAAUAAACUUCCCUCCACGAAUCCCGCUUCUAAAUCACCCACGUAUGUUCCGAAGUCCGAAGAACGUAUCGCAAAUCCUCAGGAGCUGGCGAACAGCAUGCGUAGGAGUAGUCUCACUAUUCAUUCUACGAAUCCUCAGCCACUGAAAUUCAGUUGUAGUAACGCAGUUGAGCAAGGGACGAGUUCAGCUGAGCCCAGUAUUCUAUCAUGCGAGUCGACUUCCACUUCGCUUCCCCCAAUCACAGCUGAAAGCGCUAUUCCUUCAGCUACCAAGCUCCCCGGUAUUCUCAUCCCUUCCUUACCUCCCUUUCGUGAAGCGUCGAAGAACGCUAAGAACUGCGACGAAAUGCACACUGAAGAGAGUACUCCUCCUUUGCCUGUUUUGGACCGCCGGAAAUGCACAGCCGUUAUGCCCAGCACCAAACGAAGGAAGGACGGCAACUCUAAUAUGUGUAAGCAAGGCAGCAGCUACACCGAAGCUGCCAUUGUAGGUGUUGCCAGUCGCCGCAUGCACAAACCUCCGCAGCUCGUACUUGCGAGACAGCGAAUCUCGAGCAUCGAAUUACCGGAUGUGAUCACUCCAGACACGCCCAACGUUCCGACUUCUGUGCCGAAAUUCCGCUUGAUACUCAAGUGAGUUAAUGCCAUGGCAAACAAGAUCAUUAUCGUAACACCGAGCAGCGCAAGCGAGUUCGUGCAUGGCCGUGGCACACAAGAUGUUAUAUCUUACACUUGUGCCUCUUCCUCCGGCAUAUAUUCCAUGUUUAGCUUGACACGACGUGCAAACAACUCCUGUGCAAGAAUUAUGUCCAAUUGAGAAGAUAUGGAGUUAUUCCCAUGUUGCUUGUCGUCUACUUUGUGAUGAAGAAAAUCGCGAUCGCUAGAAAAAAAUAAAUUCUAAUGAAUGUUCGAACUUUAACCGUAGAGAGUUCAUUAAAAAGUUCCCAUUUGUUUCCCGCAUUAUGACAGUAAAAGAUACUCGUUUUAUCUAUAGAGCAUCAUAAUUUCCCGAAAGAUGAGGAUUGUACUUAGUUCCACCUUGUUGUUCCUUCCUUCGUUAGCUUUUUUGCGUCGCCGCUGAAGUGCCGUGAGUGCAGUGUGUUGCAUUUUGGCUCGACUCGUAUAGCCAAACGUGUUUGUUUGACAUUUUCCAACCAACCAUUCAUCAAAGGCUUAUAAACAGUAUUAUGUAUGCGUCUCGGCUCCAAAUGUAUUGUUUCUCGUUCAAAUUUAUCAUGAUUUCCGUCAUUUUCAAGCUUGGCAAAUUGAGUAAAAAAUGAACAAGCAUGCGUCGUGGUCCUGAUGUUUGCCUCCAGGCUCAUGUAUGUGUCUGCUAGCGACAUGGUUGCUAUCAACACGAAGCUCGUCUGACUCGCCCUUUUUAUUUGCUACAAAUUACGUUUUUGUUUUUUCCUGCUUUGUCUGAAGUAAAAAUUCUUCCUAGAAGAUUAAACAGCUGCAAUUCGUACGGCCACUUCUGUUGGAUUAAUAUGGGGCCAAACGCAGCUGAGCGAACUCCGAUAUCCAUUAUCCUGGUAUUCUCAAUUCAAUACUUACGGGAUUGCUGAAUGGCGUAAAGUUUAAUGAAAGUUGAUCAUAUAUACUAUUUGCGGUUCUCUUACCCAAUUCUCAUGUUUCGAAUUUACAAAUUUGUAUGAGAAUGGUUAGGGUUGUCACCGGAAUGUUACUUAUGAUCGUAAUUUGCUGGUAAAAACGGAAUGUGUUUCGGGUCUAGGAAUAGGUAUUUUUACUAUUUUUAUGCCAAGUGUCCUAUUUUAACUUUUUACUUAUAAGUUUGAAGAGGGGCGAGUUUUUAAAGUUAUUUUAGCUCCCACAUGUUGGAAAUUCAGUAAUAAUUCAAUGCUACCUCUUGUAUGGUGGUGAGAUUUCUACCGUUUUUCGAGCAGAGGGGAAACUCUUUUAGUUCAGUACUGCCCGGUGCUAGUGGUGCAUGGUUACAUGGACAUUAAAGAGUCGGUCAGCGCAUGGCUUAGCUACCCUUUUUUUGGUACUUGAGUAACCCUAUCUCGAUGUGAAAUAUUUUAUUGCUGAAAUGUCUGGCUUGCCAAUCGCGUGCAUUUCUUGACCCUAAUUUAAGUUUCAUUGUAUAAGUACCUAUAAAAAAUAAAAAAAAUGUAUAAAACUUAAAAAUGACAAAAAAAAUAUCAUGAAAAAAAUGCAAAAAAAAAAUUAUUUUCCGAGGUAGCAGUGAUAAGCUUCCUAAAUCUUUCUCCCUAUUAUCAUGCUUUGUAAAUCCUGCUUUCAUCUUUCUAUGUGGUCGUGAUCAAAGAAAGCCGCGGUUUUCUUUUCCGAAGAGUUUUUUGGUGAUCUUGAAGUGCUCUUUUUUUAAUUUGGCGGGUCACAAGCUAUAUUUGUUUUGCUUGAUGGUGGCCUGAAGUGUGUGGAAGUUUUUACUGUAUCUUUAUUCCGAAUGUGUGCAAAUACUAUUUUUUCAGUGUUUAUUUUAGAGAGAAUUUUGAGCAAUGUAAAUCGCCUUUCCAAAGCCUCAUCUAAUUUAAACGCCGUGGCUGUAUUUACGAUCGUAUGAAUUUCAACAUUUUUUCAUCGUGAAGUCUACAAAAUGCUCUUUUUCCCUUGUAUAAAAAGUUCCCUUAUAGACACAGCUUCUUCGUUAGUUCUAUCUUGCUCUUUGUCAAUUUAUUUCAACGCAAAGUGUCGUUCUUGUAGUGCUAUUUUCGACGAACCAGAGCAUACCUUGAGCGUUGUUAAUAUUCAUCCGAUCACUGUAAUUUCAUGAUGAAAUACAUUUCUCUCAUCAUAUUGCCUUAUUGCUCAACGAAGACUGAAAUAUCAGCGAAGUUCUUCUUAACUUUUAUUUGUUCGGUUAUUGAAAUGUAGCUUACUGAACGCUCUUCGGUGUCGUUGAUCGUGGUAUAAAUUGGUGGCUCUCCAUCACAUUAUAAGAAUGACAAUUAAAGCUAUUAUUGUAUUCCUGGCAUUUUUGAGUGGUCUGUUUCAUUUUGUUCUCAUUGAUGUUUUUGCAUAUCUCUGCUCUGUCUUUGCUUGCUCAUGUUUUUUGUCAUGGAAGUUGUUUAGCUCAUCAGUUUUCUUACACACGCACGUUCAUCCGCUGAUUUAACUCUAAUUAAUUGUGCGUAUCAUGACCGUUCACUCGAGAACCUCACACAAAUUUUUUCUCGUGAGAAUUACGGUUAAAUAUUUCAUGGUAAAGUUUUAGUAUUUUUUUCUAUGGUGAUAUGUCAUUGCGAACCCUGAUGUCGCUGGCCGCGAGUAAUUGCUGCCUGCUCCUCAGCCGAGAUAAUGUUGAGAAAUGUUUUCAGGAUGAUUCAUAGUGAAUAUGUACAUAGCAUGAGCUGCGUCUAGUGUACAUAGAUAACUUUGAUACACAUAAUUCCCAUAGAAAUCCGUUCGACGGUCGGCCAAUGUUUUAGGCUUCUUUGACUCCACUAGGAUCCAGUUGCUAUUUAGACCGUACAGUUGGUGUGGCCACAGAACGUAAAAUUUGUCAUGAUGAGGCUUAUUGAUUUCGAAGGCGUAUCGACUCGAAUGAUGUGAUGUAAAUUUUUCGAAAUGAUAUAUAUUUUUAUAAGAUAUUCAAGGCCCCCAUUGUGUUUGUGAAAGAUAGCUAUUUUUUUGUAAAGGCGUGCGUCAAUGUUGGAUACUUUCGUAUUCGAACUAUAUGGGUUUUAGAGUGCCACGUCCCUGGUAUCAAUUUCUAUUUACCCGAGCGCUUGUAAUGAUAUUGAUAUGCAUGGUAAAUCUUGGCAGAUCGACAUUGAUUGCAUCGUGGUUAGCGACGAUCUUUUACUUGAACCGGUUCAUAACAUCUAUUUCUCUUGUCGUGGUAGCUCGGUGCAAACAAUGCUGAGUGAAGCAUAGUGCUAUCUAUACUGGCUGAGUGAAGCUAAGUGCAAGAUAGACUGGGGUAGGAUUUUCAUGGUUUGUCAGUAUUUACCUCUUAGGAAUUGAGCCGGGGUCGUUCGUUUUAGGUAAAUGAGCCUAAUGCUGAUGUUUUCUAGAUCGUGGUUUACCUAUUAGCGAUUACCUUUUCUUACCCCUAUGUUCAGUGAGUCUCUUUAUUAGCAUUCUUGCAUUUUGGUUAAGGAAUUUUGCUCCGGGUCCUGUCAAAUUUCAUAAAAUGUUCAGAAAAAAUACAAAAUCAAAAUCUCA
Hyalella azteca is the source of this 9839-nucleotide messenger RNA. It is a transcript of the gene hrg, whose product is annotated as poly(A) polymerase type 3. The record is from RefSeq and is a predicted model, not a curated record. The transcript is spliced from 13 exons. Gene Ontology annotation, molecular function: RNA binding; poly(A) RNA polymerase activity. Gene Ontology annotation, cellular component: nucleus. Lineage: Eukaryota; Metazoa; Arthropoda; Malacostraca; Amphipoda; Hyalellidae. The coding region runs from base 52 to 6324 and encodes 2090 amino acids.